CACUUGAUCUUGUCGACGGCCAUCAGUAUAACUAUGGCUACGGAGUAGCAUCCAUAAAAUUGCACACCUAUCGAUCAGGCCGGCUACCACCGCACGAACGAACCAGAACGAUCAAUCCAUGUGGGAUGUAGCAGACGCGAAUGAAUCUAACCUGAAUCUUCGAUGCCCCAAUGGCCAGCCCAAGAGCUCAGCUGACGAUCCGGAUCAGGAUUUGGAUCCCUCAGCUGAAGCUAGCGUGCAACUUGCUGCCACAGCCAUCGAUCCCAACUCCCGAGCAGAAUCUGACACCAUCUCCCUCCGCUUUCUGUUACCGCCAUCAAUUCAAUUCAAAUCCUUCCCGCCGCAAAGGCGAAGCUCCUCUCGCCGCUCCGCGCUAUAAAUACGCGCCCUCCCUUCUCCUCCCCAAUCAUCAGCUCACACUCCAAGCCGAGUGAUCGAGCCCACCAUUCUGAAGGCACUCACUACUACAGCUCGUAGUAACACAAACUGGUGUUAGCUUGUACUUGCACGAUGGCGCAGCUCGCUAGGCAGCUUCUUCUGGUGGCCCUGGUGGUGGUGGUGUCGUCCAUGGCGGCCGUGGAGCUGUGCCGCGCCAUCCCGUUCGACGAGCGGGACUUGGCAUCGGAGGAGGCUCUGUGGGACCUGUACGAGCGGUGGCAGGUGCACCACCAGGUGCAAAGGCACCACGGCGAGAAGGGACGCCGGUUCGGCACCUUCAAGGACAACGUGCGCUUCAUCCACGCGCACAACAAGCGCGGCGACCGUCCCUACCGCCUCCGCCUCAACCGCUUCGGCGACAUGGGCCAGGAGGAGUUCCGCGCCACGUUCGCCAGUUCCCGCAUCAACGACCUUCGCCGGGAGGGCCCCCCCGCGCCGGCCGUGCCGGGGUUCAUGUACGCCGGCGUCAGUGACCUGCCGCGGUCCGUGGACUGGCGCCAGAGGGGCGCGGUCACCGCCGUCAAGGACCAGGGCAAGUGCGGCAGCUGCUGGGCCUUCUCGGCGGUGGUGGCCGUGGAGGGCAUCAACGCCAUCCGGACGGGGAGGCUGAUCUCCCUGUCGGAGCAGGAGCUGGUCGACUGCGACACGGCGGAAAGCGGUUGCCAGGGAGGGCUGAUGGAGAACGCCUUCGACUUCAUUAAGGCCCACGGCGGCGUGACCACGGAGGCGGCGUACCCGUACCGCGCGGCCAACGGCACGUGCGACAACGUCAGGGCUCGGCGCAAGCCGUUGGUGGUGAUCGACGGGCACCAGAUGGUGCCGGUCAAUAGCGAGGACGCGCUGGCCAAGGCGGUGGUGAACCAGCCGGUGUCCGUGGCCAUCGACGCGGGCGGCCAGGCGUUCCAGUUCUACUCGGAGGGCGUGUUCACGGGCGACUGCGGCACGGACCUGGACCACGGCGUGGCGGCAGUCGGGUACGGCGUGAGCGACGACGGCAUGGCGUACUGGAUCGUGAAGAACUCGUGGGGCCCCGUGUGGGGAGAGGCCGGGUACAUCCGGAUGCAGCGCGGCACCGGCGACGGCGGCCUCUGCGGCAUCGCCAUGGAGGCCUCCUUCCCCAUCAAGACUUCGCCCAACCCGGUGCCCAAGCCCAGGCGCGCUCUCAUCUCCAAGGACAGCUCCUCUCAGUGAUGCAUCGGCCAUCGCUGCAUGCAUCCGAACGUAACGCACCACACAUAUCUA
Molecule: messenger RNA, 1680 nt
Organism: Phragmites australis (common reed)
Lineage: Eukaryota; Viridiplantae; Streptophyta; Magnoliopsida; Poales; Poaceae
Product: cysteine endopeptidase Rep1-like
Exons: 1
Coding region: 511-1629 (372 amino acids)
Cellular component (GO): lysosome
Molecular function (GO): cysteine-type endopeptidase activity
Source: RefSeq, a predicted model, not a curated record